GUUGUCCUCGUCACCGACGGCUGCUUGGGCAUCGGCAGAGGCUCCCUGCGGCACUCACUGGCCACUCACAACCAGCGGAGUGACAGCAACCGAUUUCCACUGCCCUUCCCGUUCCCCUCCAAGCUGUACGUCAUGUGCAUGGCCAAUCUGGAAGAGCUUCAAAGCACAGAUUCCUUAGACUGCCUGGAGCGGCUCAUAGACCUGAACAACGGGGAAGGUCAGAUUUUCACCAUCGAUGGACCCCUUUGCCUGAAGAACGUGCAGUCGAUGUUUGGGAAGCUGAUAGACCUGGCUUACACACCAUUCCAUGCUGUUCUCAAGUGUGGCCACUUAACAUCUGACGUGCAAGUAUUUCCCAGACCAGAACCUUUCAUUAUAGAUGAGGAAAUAGACCCCAUCCCUAAAGCAAUUAAUACAGAUCUAGAGAUCGUUGGGUUUGUAGAUAUAGCUGACAUUUCUAGCCCUCCUGUCUUGUCCAGACACUUGGUGCUGCCCAUUGCACUUAACAGAGAGGGCGAUGAGGUGGGACCUGGGAUCGCAGAUGACACCGAAGAUGAGAAUUCAGCUAAUCAGAUUGCUGGGAAAAUCCCCAAUUUCUGUGUUUUAUUGCAUGGCAGCCUGAAAGUGGAAGGCAUGGUGGCUGUCGUCCAGUUGGGGCCAGAGUGGUAUGGAAUGCUCUACUCACAAGCUGACAGCAAGAAGAAAUCAAACCUCAUGAUGUCCCUCUUUGAACCCGGUCCUGAGCCCCUGCCGUGGCUGGGGAAGAUGGCACAGCUCGGACCCAUUUCAGAUGCAAAAGAAAACCCUUAUGGAGAGGAUGACAAUAAGAGCCCUUUCCCCUUGCAACCCAAAAACAAGCGCAGCUAUGCACAGAAUGUGACCGUGUGGAUUAAACCAAGUGGCCUCCAGACAGAUGUACAGAAGAUCUUGAGAAAUGCAAGGAAACUCCCUGAAAAAACUCAGACCUUCUAUAAAGAACUCAAUCGUUUACGAAAGGCAGCGCUGGCCUUUGGCUUUCUGGACCUCCUGAAAGGUGUGGCAGACAUGCUGGAGCGGGAGUGCACCCUCCUCCCCGACACGGCUCAUCCCGACGCGGCGUUUCAGCUCACCCACGCUGCCCAGCAGCUCAAAGUGGCGAGUACCGGAGCGUCGGAGUACGCUGCCUAUGAUCACAACAUUGCCCCGCUGCAGACAGACUUUUCCGGGAGCGGUGCUGAAAGAUUGUGAACUCUCUGUUUUGGGAACUGUAGAUUUUUUUUUAAGGACAAGUGGUUCCAAUUUUCUUGUCCUGUUUACUUUCUAGGGCCUGUUUAAUUACUGUUUGGAGAACUUUUUUAUCCAAACAGGUUCCCUUACCUGCAUCAGAGCUCUCCAGAUAAAUGUAGCUAGUUUGUGGUGGCUUUAGUCAGAGCUGG
Mesitornis unicolor (brown roatelo) is the source of this 1415-nucleotide messenger RNA. It is a transcript of the gene INTS14, whose product is annotated as von Willebrand factor A domain containing 9. Gene Ontology annotation, cellular component: integrator complex. Gene Ontology annotation, biological process: snRNA 3'-end processing. The annotation marks the transcript as partial. NCBI's taxonomy places the organism in Eukaryota, Metazoa, Chordata, Aves, Mesitornithiformes, Mesitornithidae. The record is from RefSeq and is a predicted model, not a curated record. The transcript has 9 exons.